UCUAAAAAAAAAUGAUAGCAGAUGCGUACCUUGGUUUUACAUUUGAAAUAUAUGUAAAAAGUUGCCAGGUCGUAUAAGUAGUGCAAUUAUUGAACCGUUCACACGUGUCUAAAUACAAAAUAUUAAAUACAUUUUAAAAUCGUUUAAACGUUAUCGUGUACGGCAUUUGUUACAUGAAUUGUGUUGUGACAAGCCUAAAAUGUUAUUAAAAUUAUUAUUUUUAUUGCUUUUCGUUGUAAUCGAUCGUUGUGUUAGCUCUGGUUCUCAAAAAUUGCUCUUAAGCGUCUAUUAUGAGAGUAACUGUCCAGACAGUAAAGCAUUUAUUCUCAAUCAGCUGCAACCAGCAUUCCAGUUGCUCCACGACCACAUGACGAUCAAGUUUGUGCCAUUUGGGAAAGCAAAGAGUAUAAACUUUGGCGAUGGCGGCUUCCAAUGUCAACACGGGCCUUCAGAAUGCCUUGGGAAUAUAGUGCAGGACUGUAGCUUGCAUUAUAUGAACGAACAACCCGACAAAGACAAAUUGACAUACGUCGCUUGCGAAAUAAAGACUCGCUCUGCAUCCCAAGGAAGAUACGAUUGCGUUGAAAAAGCGAAUCUGCCCACUAACUUGAUCGACGAAUGUAUAUUCCAUGGCAAAGGAACGUCUUUACAGUUAGAAUCUGAAUACCUCACAAGUCUAGUCAACCACAAAUUUAUACCGACUGUGACAAUCAAUGGAGUAUAUGACCAACAGUUUCAAGACGAUGCUCAGGUAGACCUCAUCGGCACGUUAUGCUCCCUCUUAAAAGGAGUCCAGCCCUGUUCUCAGUACUAUAAUUACAUGGCACUACGCAAUCUCAUGUCAACAAAAUAUCCACUGAUGACAUAAAAGAAAAUUCUUAUAAUAUAUAACAACAUUUUCUAUUCUUAAUCCCAAAAUCAAUGAAUAAUCAAAUAUACAAGUAUCAUUUAUUAUAAAUAAAAUGGCAUAAACUUAAUACUCAAGAAGGCAAGUUGUCAACAAUCCACCUAUAAUAAUGUGCGAUGUUUGUAUACACGCUGGGGAUGCCUUCACUGCCACAGUUGUCCGACCCGAAGGAUACAAUACCAAUCUAAAAAUAUGAAGAUAAGAACAAAAAAAAUUAUAUAGAAACAUCCGUUUAUAAACGUAAUACAAAUAAAGAAUUUAAUAAGCUAUUCAAUGUUUACAAUUAAAUGACAUUAACUAUGGCCCUGAAUGUCUUCUUUAACAAUUACUGUAUUUUGGAGAGACUUGCGACUUUCAACCUCUUCCUUGAAAGUUCC
Danaus plexippus (monarch butterfly) is the source of this 1284-nucleotide messenger RNA. Its product is annotated as gamma-interferon-inducible lysosomal thiol reductase-like. Bases 200 to 868 code for a protein of 222 amino acids. NCBI's taxonomy places the organism in Eukaryota, Metazoa, Arthropoda, Insecta, Lepidoptera, Nymphalidae. The record is from RefSeq and is a predicted model, not a curated record. Gene Ontology annotation, molecular function: oxidoreductase activity, acting on a sulfur group of donors, disulfide as acceptor. The transcript has 5 exons.